UUUAAUUUAUAGUCUACUUUUACAGCUUAUCUUUAUGAGAGCAUCCCUAAAAACGUUUCCUCGUGGUAGGCUAUAUAGCUUUUAUUAUUUAUUUUAACUUUUUUCUUGUGAUAAAAUUUUAAAUAUAUGCUCCCUGUUUCUUAUUUUACACCUUGUAAAUCAUUUCCUAUUAUUUCCAGCCUACAUUAAUUUCGUAUAGGCCUAAUAAUGUACUUCAUUAUCUUAUAGAUGCAAAUAGGCUAGACUACAAUAGAACUUUAUUGUUAUCAAUCACAGUUAAAUAACUGAACUAGUACCUAAUUAAUAUUCCAUCUUUCAUAUAAUAGGCUAAUAUAAUCUCAAAAAUUGACUGCGUUUUAGUAGUUUACUACAAGUAUUAAAAAAAAUAACUCAACUCACUCGUAUCACAAUAUGUUGAAGAUAUAAAUUUCUUUAGCCUAAUCUUUAUUGACUAAGCUCAAGACAUUUUUCCAUUUCAUACAAGUGUCCGCACAAUACCUGGCUCAGAGCCCAAAGUAAAAUCUUUCUAAAUGCAAACUUGAAAUAGAGCCUAUGCUAGGUUAGGAUAAAUAUGCUGUUAGUUUUAUUUAUUUUGAACUUUCCUUUUUCAGAUUUCUAUUGAUUAUUAACUUGAAAAAUGUAUGCUGUGAUAGAGUUUGGGGGCAGUGAGGAGAACCAGACAGCCGUAGUGAGGGAGGAAUGGCUAACACCAGCUAAGAAAGAGGUUUUCUGGCCACCCUUCAAAGUUUCUACACAAUUCCAUAAGGCUUUGGUUGAAGGCGCAACACCUGACGAAAAAAAGUGGACAUUAUUUCCGGUCAGGCGAUGCCUAUACAUUUGUGAUGAUCUACUGAAGGCUCGUGAGAAAGAGAAAUUGGCGGAGGAGUCUGACAUACAAACGGAUGGUGAUGAAUUACUUGAUGGGAGAAGAAAGAGACGAAAAACUAGCAAGAAACUAUUCAUCAGCAGUGAUGAUUCAUCUGACGACUCCUGCAAAAGAGCAAAAAAAAUCUUUCCUACAAAAACAAAUGUCAGUAUUACCCCCGUCCGCCUUCACCACCAACAAAUCAGCUACGGGAAGACUGUUCUUCACAAUCAUUAGUUUCCACACCAAAGUCAUCAACUGCAACACUGACACCGACAGACUCUUCAAUUGAAAAAACUGUCACUGAAUCUGAUUCCAUGCCAACACUACCAUGUUUGUCGCAUGAGGAUGUACUGAAACUUGAAGAGUGGAUUUCAGUGGAAGGAAACGAACAAAUAUUUGUCAAGUUCUUGGCACGAAUAGGUGGGAAGAAGUUGGAUCACGUUGUAAGAAGAAUUCUGGAAAGAGUUAUCAGCAACAACCUUGCAAAUGAUUACAACUGGACUGGAAAAAACCAGAAAAUAGCCUUGAGAGAAUUCAAAUUCAUCGAUGUAAUUGUCUGCGCAGUACGGAACAACAAGUGUACUUCCAGUGCUACAGAUGAAGAAAUUCAGACAAUAAUAAGAAAUUGGUUUCGAUUUUCCAAAGACCGUGAUGGAGGUCGAGAAAAAAGAAGAAUGGCUCCACCACCUAAUCACAUGUAACCAUAAGUACCGUACCAAAUAUGACUACCUAUUACUUGGUGUAUUUAGUAUCUUGAUCUUUUGAAAUUGAAAAUGAUUCCAGUCAGGUGGAGUAGUGGCAUCAGUAUUUUGGUAACAUGCAUUAUUUAUAACAUACUAUAUUUUUAUGCAUAUGAAUUUUAAAAGUUGAUAACUACUAGAUAAUUCAAUGUUUUUUUAUUACUAUUAAAAUGAAUGUCAACAAGAGUCUUAGAACACAACAACGGUUUUGCAAGAAACGCGAAGAAGCAAUUGUUAAUGAGUUGAAAGAAUCUAUUUAUUCAGAAUUGUCAACACAACCUGAGCCCUCAUCUGGAGAUGACCAUUUCAGUGCUACUACAAAUAGCGGUUUUUUUCCUUCCCAGACUGGUCUGUCAGUUGAUGACUGGAAUGAUUUUGGAAAAGAUUAUGAUUCUAACACCUCAAUCACUAGUGCAUCCUCUGUUGAGGACAACAAAAACCACUGCCCUUCUAUUUUGGAUUUGUUAAGAAAGUUGGUAUUAUGGUCAAUACAAUACAACAUACCUAACUCUGCAACUACAGCUUUGUUGCACAUUUUGAAUCCUUUCUUGCCUGGUCUGCCUCUUGAUGCUAGAUCUCUGUUAAGCACACCUCGAAGCUGUGGAGUUGAGUCAUGUGGAGAUGGAAAAUUCAAAUACUUUGGUAUUAAGAGUCACUUACUUGAAAAAAUUCCAAAUUUUAUUCCAUCUUACCACCCAAUAAUGGAACCUGUUGCAAAAGAUUUUCUUGAGCAGGGUACAAGCUUAAUAACUGUAUCAAUUAAUGUUGAUGGACUCCCCAUCUCAUCCAGCUCAACCAAGUCUUUUUGGCCUAUUCUAGGCGUGGUUGAUCAAAAUAUUGAACGCCAACCUUUUUUAAUUGGUAUUUACUGUGGAGAUUCAAAACCAGUUUCUUCUAAUACUUUUCUCAGACCUCUAGUGGAUGAAUGUUUAGAUUUGGAGAAAAAUGGAGUAGUUUACGAAGGAAAGAAAUACAGCUUCCGUGUAAGCUGCUUUAUAGCUGAUGCUCCAGCUCGGCAGUUUUUGAAAUGCAUUGCAUCACACUGCUCUUCUCAUGCUUGUGAGAAAUGUACUCAAGAAGGUACCAGUUACAAUAGGCGUAUGACAUGGCAGUUAGAAAGAACUCAAUCUCCACUGCGAACAGAUGAAGCUUUCAAACAAACUGAUUUUCUGGGAGACCAUCAGUAUGGCCCAUCAGUCUUAUCUGAACUGUCUAUUGGUCUAGUUACCCAGGUACCUCUUGACUACUUACAUUUGAUGUGUUUAGGCAUUACAAAAAAACUUGUAAGAGUAUGGGUUGAUAAAGGACCAAAACAAUGCAAGCUCAGGGCUAGUGCUAUAGAAAAUAUUUCAAGUCGAUUGAAAAUCAUAGCAAGUAGUCACAUUCCAAGUGAGUUCUCUCGUAGACCCAGACCUUUGCAUACAUUCAAGUUUUGGAAAGCAACAGAAUACAGAUCAUUUAUGCUCUAUAUAGGUCCUGUUGUUCUUUUUAAGAUAUUACCUGAUGAACUCUUUCAACAUUUUACUGUUUUUCAUGUCAUUGCAUACAUUCUCACUAGUGAUAAGGGAAGUGAUUUGAGUUGGAGAAACUAUUGUCAAGAACUAAUCAGUCAUUUUCUCCACUUGUCAUCUAGUCUAUAUGGUAGAGAGUUUUUAAUUUACAACUUUCAUAACCUCACACACCUUCCUAAUGAUGUAAAAAACUAUGGCUCACUAGAUCGAUUUUCUGCUUUUCCUUUUGAAAAUCAUAUGAAAGUUAUAAAAAAUAUGGUACGCUCCCAUAACAAUGCCAUUGAACAAGUGAUAAAAAGGCUGGGUGAGAGAAAAUUGAUAUCGUGCAACAAAAACCCUAAAAUAAGUGUUAAGAGAAAUGCUGAAGGAUUUUUCAAAUGCAUACCUUUCAGUGAUGGAAGUACAUGCUGUAUUGGGACUGGAAUCAAAGAUGGUUGUUUCUGUACGUUUAAAAAUGAAAUUUUAGUUGUAAAUAAAAUAAGAAAAAAAUGUGGUAGCUCCUCAUACUUACUAGAAUGUAAUGUAUUCAAGUUUAAAGAUGACUAUUUCAAAAUACCAUUGAAAAGUAGCAAGCUGGGUAUUUUUGUAGUAGACAAACUUGAAAAAAAAGAAGAUUCUGUAAAUAGUGUAGAGCUGAAAUACAAAUGUUUCUUAUUGCCAAAUUUUGGUCAAAACAAUGAUAGUUUUGUGUGUAUUCCUUUUUGCAACAUGGACUCGUUUUACUGAAAACUCUUCUUUAUUUGAAAUUACCCCAAGUUUGUAAAACUAGGUUGAU
Messenger RNA from Nilaparvata lugens (brown planthopper), 3894 nucleotides. RefSeq lists its product as uncharacterized. The record is from RefSeq and is a predicted model, not a curated record. Lineage: Eukaryota; Metazoa; Arthropoda; Insecta; Hemiptera; Delphacidae. The transcript is spliced from 5 exons. Bases 1779 to 3845 code for a protein of 688 amino acids.